UCAAUCUCCCGCCCCUCUGCAUGGUGUUCCCGCCCGCGCUCCUCUGUCUCGCCGUCCCCUGAAGAAUUUUUGGGGGUUCUGCUUUUCAAGGAGCUGCAAAUGUUGCUGUUGGUUUAAUGUUGAAGUUGCAACCGAACCCAUCAAAAGUGGGUUGGAUUUUGAGACUAGAUCCUCUGAAAUCUUGAAUUCUUCAAGCACUUCUGCAAAGCCAAAUUCCCCUAGUAAGAUUGAAACUCUGGUAAAGAUGCUUCUCCGAGAAAGUUAAAUCAAAGGACGCAAAUCAUAAGUGAGUUGGAUUUUCUAUCUAUUCUCAUUUUGCAACCAAUGAGGCAUUUUGUCAAACAAAUUUACAUGCAAUCAAUUUGUGCCUUGAGAUAUAUCUUUAUCCAGAGCUCAAUCCCCUGCAAAUUUAUUUUCUUACCAAAAUCCCUUCAAGCUCCUGCACAAAAUAUUAAUAUGUUUGCCCAAUUUAUGCAUUCAGUUGCAUUCUCUUGGCAGAAAAUUCGCGAAACAAAAAAUAAAACAAAUAAAAUAAAAACUCCGAUGCAUCAUUAGGUUCUCUUAACAUCUAGGGUUUCAAACAAGAACCCGAAUGGAGGGAAGCUUAUAAAGGAAACCCAGUAGCUAAUCCUAGUUUUGGCCAAAUUAGCAAAUCUCAAACAAAAAUUCAAAGCCUCAAAAUACUCCGUACUGCACAAAAUUCCUCAAACCCAAUUAUAGAUGAUCUGUUUGGUAAAUAGCAUAUCAAAACCAAUCUCCCUACCGUUGCCGACGGGAUCUAAAAACAUGAAAAGUGGAUCUGAAAAUAUCGGGGUUUUAAAGCUAACAGAUUCUUGAGCUUGAAACAAGAUUUUUGCAGUUUGUAAACGAAAAAAAUAGCAGAGGGGUAAAAUUUGUUUUGAUUGGAAGCUCAGUUCCUGUGGCCAUUUGGUCCUGCAGAAGAUUUCGAGUUGAAAUUUAUUUAAUAGUACUUUAUGGCGGUGGCAAAGUCAGCAGGUUACAAUGGACAAUUGUUGUAGAGCACUUCGUACGAUUCUGCUUGAUUAUAAAAUCAAAUCUGGUUGAACUUUAUGUUUUAUCUAAUCGCGUGCAGUGUCUACCAAUAGUGCAAUGGCGUUCUUUUUUACUAGCAAAAUUUGCUCACAUUAGGUCUUACGCUCGCCCUCCCCACACCACCAACUGGGAAUUAUACCGAGUUCUGUCACCGGUAACAAAGGGAAUAAAAUGGGGGAUUCGGUAUCCACGAACCAGAUAACCUCAUUAAAUUUUGAAACGUUGGAGGUAUCUGAGCAAUCAUUGCGUCUGACGACGCUGGUGGAGCAACCACGUUGCUGAGAUGCCUCAGAGCGAGUUAUGACGCGAGAAAUAUAUGUGGUUGUAUUUGCGGAGAGGAAGAAAUCCUCUGCAUUUACAAUUUCACGGCUGGAUUUGGUUGAAAGAUGAGAAUGUGGACAGUUGCAGCGGCUGCAGCGCGUGGCCUUUUAGGCAAUUGUUGGAACAUGGAUUCAAUAGAUGACGGAAAUAGGAGACCUAGACCGAGAACAAGAAACAGAACAAGAAAUGCUCCGAAUUCUUCUGCAAGUCAGGUAGAGAAUUAUGCAAAUCCAAACAAGUUUGGCAUUAAUGGAGGAGCCUAUUCUUCGUUAUCUUCAGAGAAAGAACACUCCAAUUCUAGCUCUAAAUCGCAAGUUACAGAAAAUAAAGCUGUUCACGUUAACAGCAACCCUCGUCUGGCAGAUACAUCUGCAGGCUAUCUUUUGGUUUGUUUUGGAGUUGGCAUUGGCAUAAUGUCAAGCAGGAGGGAAAUCGAGAGGCUUACCUGUUUGCUGAGACAAAAAGAAGAAUUGGUUGAGGACCUAGAGGAGGAGCUAGAGAUGCGAGGUCCAUGGACUGUGAAAGACCUCACCGAUGAAGCUCGUAAUUGUUUAGGAACCUCGCAACAUCCCUUGGGUAUAGAACAAGGGCAAAGUGACGCCUCUUUUGAUGCAUUGUCAAAGGAGGCCUGUGAGGUUGAUGAGAGAACUCCAGGUAAUGGCCCUCUUAAAAUAAUAGAGAAUAUGACCAGUAUUGAAGCGGAGCUUGAAGCCGAGUUGGAGAAACUAGAAUUCAACUUGCUUUCAUCUGAUCACCAUCAGAGAAAACUUUUUGGAAUCAGUGAGAUUGAUCCAGAUUACAUUGCUGAUGUUGUUAAUGGAGAACUCAGAGAGGAUGGGCUCACGUGUAAUGCAGAAUCAGAAGAAGAUAAUAGUUUUUCAAUACAUGUUGGAUUUGAUAUAGAAAACUUCGCUGUUUCACCAAGGGAUUUGGAAAGACGCUUGCACGAGGUUAUAAUAUCAAGGCUUCAGGAUCGCAUCGUAGAGCUUGAAACAGAACUUGAAGGUAGUCAAACUAAAUUGCACGAAAUUAAAAUAUCUCAGAAGCAAUCAGAUGAGCUGAAUCAAAUUUCCCAAUCAUUAAAUUCAGAAAGUUCUCGAGGACUUCAGAUGGCAGCAAAUAGAAUGUACCAAGCAUCUCAAGUAGGGCAGGCUUCUUCUCAUACCUUUACCAAUCAACAAGUUUGCUUUGGAAAUGGCCAUUCUUCUUGGGAACCAUCAUACUCUGCACUCAAGCCUAUGGUCCAAAGCGAUUCAUCAUCGACAGGCAAGAGUGCAUACAAUCAACCAUCUAUUGUUGCUGCACAAGGAAAGCAACAGCCCCAUCACACAAAUUCUGAGAUGGCUAGUGACUCAACUUGCCCUCAUACCCCACCACAAGCAUUAUACAAUCAACCCAACAGCUCUGCAUCACCAGUAGAAGCCACAUGUGCCAUCAAUGGCAACAAAAUUCUGGUUGGUUUUGCUUGCAACCUUGACUUAUUGCUUGGAGACCAGAAUGUCAUCUAUGGCGGGGAAGAAGCAGAUCAAGAGAUUAAAUUUUUUGAGACUAGAUCCUCUGAAAUCUCGAAUUCCUCAAGCAAUUCUGCCAACCCAAAUGCCCUUAGUAAAGAUGAAAGCUCUGGUAAAGAUCCUUCUCCGAGCAAGUUAAACUCAAGGAAGCGAGGGAGAAGUGGGUACAUCAAAACUGAGUUGGAUUUUGAUGGUUUGGUUGCAACUUCAGCAUUAGAUGUGGUCAGAUCAGGUUUCAACAAUGCAGCAUCAACUGACUGCAUAUCUCCAUGUCAUGCCUCUAUCACUCGCAGUGAAAUGGAUUCUGCUGACAUUCCUAUUAUUGAUCCUGAACUUGAUAAAUUCAUAUCAGAUUUCCUUAUGGAUUUUGGACUGGAUUCAGAGGAAUUAGGAUCUGUCACUACAUUAUUGGAUCAACCUGAUGACAUGUGUUACAUGACAUAGAAAAUCAAAGUUGUGGAAAUGCAAUCCAAACUUCAGUGAUCUUUGGUAGUUAUCUCUCCAAAGGUAUUGGAGUUUUCACAAAGGACAUGAGCAUUCAUGCUGCUGUAAAGGUUAAGAAUGUUGCAGACACCAGCACCAACCAAAACACUUCUAAUUGCAAUGCUUCUGUAAAGGUCAAGAAUGUUGCGGACACCAGCACCGAUCAAAAUACUUCUAAUUGCAAAGGUCGUAAUAUUAGGGGUGUUGCUGGUCAGGAGAAUUUACCAAUACUACGAGGUAGUACCAAAUAACCAAAAAAAUUUUAAUGGGGAGACGGGUGGGUUGAGGGUCCCCUAUUAUGCUCACUGUAAAUCCACUAUGGGGUUGGGGAUACUGUUUCUGCAAUACUACAUUGCUCAAACAUUAUGGCUUGCUGUUGUGUGUAUCGAUAUUCAUACAGAAAGAAAACAUUCCCGUAAAUUGUAUUUUUGAAAAUAUGGGAUCUUUUGGAAAGCCAUACAUGUUUUUUUUUAUUGUAUGUCCCGUAAAGAAAACUUUACACUGUAUCAUCUGCAGAUCCUGAUUAUGGAAUGAACACGUUUUGUGUAUCAUCUCAUUUUAUUAAAAGUUAUUCUUAAUCGUUGUACUGGA
Cryptomeria japonica (Japanese cedar) is the source of this 3959-nucleotide messenger RNA. RefSeq lists its product as uncharacterized. Bases 1440 to 3329 code for a protein of 629 amino acids. NCBI's taxonomy places the organism in Eukaryota, Viridiplantae, Streptophyta, Pinopsida, Cupressales, Cupressaceae. Gene Ontology annotation, biological process: asymmetric cell division. The transcript has 8 exons. The record is from RefSeq and is a predicted model, not a curated record.